Molecule: messenger RNA, 1740 nt
Organism: Morone saxatilis (striped sea-bass)
Lineage: Eukaryota; Metazoa; Chordata; Actinopteri; Moronidae
Product: protein PML-like
Exons: 3
Coding region: 220-951 (243 amino acids)
Biological process (GO): DNA catabolic process
Cellular component (GO): cytoplasm
Molecular function (GO): nucleic acid binding; 3'-5'-DNA exonuclease activity
Source: RefSeq, a predicted model, not a curated record
AGUUUUCCUGUUCAGUCUAGUUUUUUAAGGAAAAUAAUACUUUAAUUUGGCGCCGUUAUACACUGUACCCACAGUUUAUAUCUGUUGUUAGUGCUCGGCUAAUGGGCUACAGCUAGUUUAUCUUGUUCUCGUCCGUGAACUCAUCUUCAAAGAGGCUUUUGUUUUGAAAGUGUCGCUGUCCCGUUGCAGCUGUCUGUACGCAGUUGACGCUGUGGCGGGAUGCAACAACCAGAACCAGACCGACUGAAGACGUCUCAACUGGUUUUCUUUGACUUGGAGACAACUGGACUGGGUCAGUCCUGUGAGAUCGUCCAGCUGGCUGCAGUGAGUGGAGGUCACUCACUCAACCUCUACGUCAUCCCCCGGGGUCGUAUCCAGCGGGGAGCAGCCAAAGUGACCGGCUUCAGGGUCCGCAGACACAGACUGUACCUCCAUCGACAACUUGUCCUCACCAACUCCCUACGAGAGGUCCUGGUCUCCUUCAUAGCUUUCCUUCAGAUGCUCGGACGCCCACUUGUUGUUGGCCACAACAUCCGCCGCUUCGACUGUCCGCUGUUGGCUCGAGCUCUCGAUGAACUGGACCUGAGAGCAGAGUUUGAGUCAUCGGUCUCAGGCUGUGUUGACACUCUACCCCUGGCUCGCGAGAUGCUGAAGGACCUCUGCCUCCAGAGUUUUCGACAGGAAAACCUGGUCAGGGAGCUGCUGGGUGUGAACUACAAGGCCCAUGAUGCUUUGGAGGAUGUUCGGGCAUUACAGGCUCUGUAUAGUGUGCUUCAGCCCACACCAGAGGUGGUCUGUAGGCAUCAGUUUACUCUGGACACCAUGAAAAACAAACCAACUGUGAAAUCUAAAAUGCCCUGUAACCUACCAGAAGAGCGCCCCCUGUGGGAGCACAUCAGGCAGACAGUGAAGGCCACAGAGAGCAAAGCAGAGGAACUUAAUGAAUUAUAAAACUAUUUGCAAAUAAAUUAUUAUCUGACUGAGAAAUAAAUACAGUAAACAAGUGAGACCAUUGCGCAAGAAGACUGGCAGCUUUCAUCAGCCUGUAUGAUGACAUUGUGUGCCACACACUAGAACAUGAAACCCACUGGACUGGUUGGUGGCACAAAACAAGAAGGCUGUUCCUGUGCAAACAGAGCUAGAGAGAGAGAGAGAGUCUUUUCCAAAGGUUGAUGGUGGAACGAAAGCCGAGGGAAGCUUAUAAAGACUAUACAUGCACAUCUGUAAGUCGGCAGCAUAAUAUUAGGAUAUGGCUGGUUUUUCCAUAGCCCAAUAUGGUCUUUAAUUAUUCUUGACUUCCUUCAUUGGCUUUGUUAAUCUGAAGUUUUGUGUGUGUACGCCUCAGUCAUGCUUUUCAUUACUCCAAAAACUGCACAAUACUAAGCAGAUUGGUUACAUGGGGGUUUGAUGCAGCUGUAGUAAGACCUUCUUAAGAGUUUUAAGAUGGCUGCGUACUGUUUGCUACCUCUUCAGUAUUUCUUAACAAAAAGCCAAAGUUCAGAUAUCUGUUUAUGAUUUAUAAAGGAUGAAAAUUUAGAUGAUGGUAGGAAGAUUUUAAUAUAUGUGUCUUAGCUUGAUUGUCAGUCAUCAUUGAGUGUAAAUAGUGACGACAGAUGGAAAUUCCCCUUAUGUAUAUAGUUUGGUUACUGAGAAAAUAUUUAUGUAUGAAUUCAGGUCAAAGUUUCAAAGACAACGUAUUUUUAAUGGAGGUAAAUAAAUCUGUUAAUAAAUGUAUAACUA